Molecule: messenger RNA, 6084 nt
Organism: Chiloscyllium plagiosum (whitespotted bambooshark)
Lineage: Eukaryota; Metazoa; Chordata; Chondrichthyes; Orectolobiformes; Hemiscylliidae
Product: protein tweety homolog 3-like
Cellular component (GO): plasma membrane
Molecular function (GO): volume-sensitive chloride channel activity; intracellularly calcium-gated chloride channel activity
Source: RefSeq, a predicted model, not a curated record
ACAGCAGGGGAGGACUGAAGCCUGGGAUCUAUGAGCCGAAAGUGGCGGCGGGCAGCUGAUCUUUGGAUUUUAUUGUUUUGUGUUGUCGGUCGAGGCGGCUUCCGGAGCCCCGGGAAUUUGCUGUGGAGUUGUGCUCGGGAGGGUGGUCAGUGCGGGUACACAGAUACCCCUGGCCCGAACCGGACCAGCUCUCCACCGCGGAGAAGACUUCGGGCGAAGCCGGGGAUGGAGUGAGGGUCGGGCUGGGCCCCCGAAUCGCCGACACUCGGCUGUGGCCCGAUGGCUGCGGUGAAUUAUUCUCCUCCCUGGUGGGUGACCCUCCUGCACCGUCUCCCCCAUCUCAACAUCCAACUGGAGACGGUCAGCAGCGAGUUCCAGCCUGAAGACAGGCAGUACCAGGAGUCACUUUUGCUGUUGGGUGGAGUUGCGCUGGUCUGCCUUUCCCUCAACCUCCUUUUCCUUCUCUUCUAUUCCUUUUGGCUGUGUUGUCGGAGGAAGAAUGAAGAUCAGCCAAAUGCAGACUGCUGCUGUACAGCAUGGUGCGUCAUCAUUGCAACACUUGUGUGCAGCGCGGGAAUAGCUGUUGGUUUCUAUGGUAAUGGUGAGACCAGUGAUGGAAUUUUCAGACUUGCCUACUCGAUGAGACAUGCGAACCGCACUAUAACAGGAAUUGAUUACCUCGUUUCUGAGAGUACUCAUGAUCUGAAUCGGACGGUAGAUGGAAGCCUAAAUACCUUGGAGGAUUUGUUUACAAAGGAACCACGAUAUUUGGAGAGAGUGCAGAAGUCAAAAAGUCUGCUUGGAAACCUUGUUAGACAGCUAACUGGAAUUCCAUUUUGGGAGAAGAAUGCUGUAUCUCUGGAAGAGCUGGCUGUCUUUGUUGAGUUGUAUGACUAUUACAGAUGGUUGGGAUAUCUUGGCCUGCUACUUUUUGAUGUUCUUAUCUGUCUGCUGGUGCUGUUUGGAUUAAUCCGAAACUCAAAGGGAAUCCUCAUUUGUGCGGCACUGCUGGGAGUGCUGACCUUAAUUAUCAGCUGGAGUUCACUUGGUCUGGAACUGGCAGUGUCAGUGGGUUCCAGUGACUUCUGUGUGUCUCCUGAAGCAUAUAUCUCCAAAAUGGCGGAUGAACAUGGUCUUAUUGCUAAAGAGGUUUUAAAUUACUACCUGGUAUGCAACGUUGGAUACCCAAACCCCUUUCAACAGAAACUCUCUAGCAGCCAUAAAGCCCUAGUGGAGAUACAGGACCACAUAUCGGAGCUUCUAAAGUCGGCUGUGCGCGAGUUUUCAUCCUCUCGUGAGUAUCUGGACCGAACUCAAAUAGAAUUGAAUUCAACAGAGACCACUCUGCAACAGUUGACAGCUUUGGUUGAUUGCCGUAGUCUUCACAUGGAUUAUGUGCAGGCACUGACAGGACUGUGCUAUGAUGGUGUGGAGGGCCUAAUUUAUUUGGUUUUAUUCUCCUUUGUAACUGCACUGAUGCUAAGUUCAAUUGUCUGCAGUGUUCCUCAUACCUGGAAGCAGAGCAAGAGUCAUGUUGAUGAUGAUGGCGACGAGGAUAUUGUGAGCCCACAAGGAAACCGCCAGCAACAUGACAACCUGUACAGAGUUCACAUGCCCAGCCUGUACAGCUGUGGGAGUAGUUUUGGUAGUGAGACCAGUAUUCCUGCUGCAGCACAUACGGUCAGCAAUGCCCCUGUUACAGAAUACAUGAGCCAGAACACAACUUACCAGAAUCCCCGUUGUGAGAACACACCUCUGAUUGGCAGAGAAUCUCCUCCUCCCUCUUACUCGAACAGCAUGAGAGCCAAAUACCUCGCCACAAACAGGCCUGAAACCAACAGCAUCCACUAAGACUUGAGGAGAAAAGGAAAAAACUGGAACUUCCGCAUGUCCAAUGCCACUAAUACAGUUUUACUAACUUAAUGAGAACAGCACUAUUCUAUCAGUUGUACAGCAAAAGUAGAUUAGUGGUUACUAGGAAUGAAUAAUUUUGCCAAACUAAAUUGUGGUAAGACUGCAUAGAAGAUGUGUACCAUCAGAUUUGUAGAUGCUGCACAACCUUAUCAGUCCCAAUAUUGCAUUUUACAUCAUUCCAGUUUGCUUCAAUUUAAGGUUCUCUCAUUUCUAUAUUGCAACAGGGAUGCCAGGGUAUAUAGGUGCACCAGUCUAUCACCAUGAACAAAACCACGAUAAAAUGUGUCAGGUUGUUUUCACAUUGUAAUAAUUGUAAAGCGCACCAUUCGCUGUAGAUCAAUAAACAAUAAUUCAGAACAAGACAAUGUUUUUAUUUAUCUGGAUAAGUUCACAAGAGGAUAUGCCAACAUAUUAACAGAAGCAAUGAUGAUAUUAUUUGUUUGUGAUUGCCAAAAGUGCAAAGUAUUGUGGCGUCCCUAAGAUUUUGAAAGAGGAAUGUGGAGAGACAUUACAGAAUUAAUGGUGAAGCCUGUGGUCUUUUAGGUUCAAUGUGGUUGUAAUAUUACUUCUAACCACUUUUAAGUUGAAAUAAUGGGGAUGAUACCUGUGAAGAGGGUAUUUAUUACCACAGGGAGUUGUGCAAAAUAUUGGGAAAAUGCACUAAAUCACCUCUGAAAGCCAGCAAAAUGUAGGUCACUGAUCAGUAAUCAACAUGGCUAAUCUGAUUUUUGUUAUCACUGAAAAUGCAUGUCUUCUGGAUUAGAAACUGUUUCUAAUCUUUGAAAAAAAUCAGAUCAAAAAAUUUCCCGUCCUGGCAAGUGCAUGUUUUCAGUAUUUCUUGAUAAGUAUUUUAAUCUGUUGCACAUAAGAUCCUUCAGUACUCUUUUUUUUAAUUUUGUUUUUUUUAAUUUUUAAACAGUAGACGCAGUACCUAUAGUUUAGCUACUGUUUUUAUUAGUUGUAUUUAAGGUGCAAUUUCUUGUGCUUUAACUUGCACAGUCAUUUUUUAUACAUCAGUUUAUCUGAUUUUAAUUGGCUCAAAGUUGUACAUUGCUGGAAACAUAUCAAUGUAUCUAACCACAUGAGGAUGAAGCAUCCUUGCAGAUUAUAGAAUAGCUGCAUUUCCUCUAAGUCUCAGUUUUGUGGAAUAUUACAAGGUUUAAGUAGUACUGUAUGAUAACAAGAAUUGAAUUAUUUACUUUUACUGGAUAAAUUAUAGCCUUUAAAACUUUUUCCUCACUACUUAUUGCAGUCUUGGGGGUGGAAAAAGAGUAACCACAAGCCUGAAUCAUGACAAUCCACCGUUCGGUGAUUCUGCUGAUGUUUAACGAUGGUGCUGUUUAACAAUCUAAUCAGCUGCUUAAAGAACACAAUGUGGCAGUUCUGUCAUUCAGAUUCAGAAUGAAACAUUCCAACUUUGAUUUUGUGUAGUGUCAAAAGGAAUUAAAAUGCUCAAAUUUUAAGUAAGAAUUCUAACUUCUGGAAGAUUCUUUCAGAAAAAUAAAUCACUUUCUACUUCAAUGUUCUUGACAGCUGAGCAAUAACAUGUCACAGAUUUCACUUAAACCUGAAUGAAACAUUCCAAAUGUCUAACUUCUGAACCAACUCUAUGUUUAAUAUGUUCUUGUGCAAAGUAUUCAAAAUGUGAAUUAAUUUUAAUGAUACCACAGCUGCAGGAAGAUUUGGUUUUUCUCCUAACAUUUAGAUAUUAAAUCUAAAGAGUAAUCUAUACUUGGAGACUAUAGUGCUGCUGUUAGAUUUCCAGAAUCUCGUGGAUUAAAUUCUGAGAAAAAAAAACAAAUUAGGAACACUUAUUGUGUAUGCCAGAAUGAAUAAUUUGAAUGUUGAUAUUUUAAAAUCCUUUUUUGGGAAGAAUUGUUCGAUAACCUGCAACAAAUUUAACCAUGUUUAACCACUUGAUACCCAGUUCUAUUACUUUUUGUUUGCAGUCUUGAUCAUGCUAACCAAAGUGGAGCAUUUCUAAUGUAGAUUUGAAACAUCUAGUGAUUUGUUAUCCACCAAAGUGAAAUCUGGAAUUGAAAUUCAUGAAAUUUGUCCAAGUAAUUGAAGUACAAACAUUAGUUUUCACUGCUGUAAAUCUUGUGUUUUACAUCAUCAUCUGCUUUGGUUUCCAUAGUCUUCCCUCCAGUUCUAUGAUGAGGCAUUGCUUUGCCCAGCUACCACCAACCAAUGUUCUCCUAUGUAGGUCUCUGCCUUGCAGUCUGAUUCAGCUUUUCAGAAACUGAAUGGUUAUGCACAAACGUUUGCUACAACACUGACACUUGUCCUGAAUUAGAGUGACGCACCCUCAAAUUGUGCUUCAAAAAAUAAACUGAGCCACAUUCUGCGGCAGCAAGAUAUAGUUCUUCACUAUAAAAGCAAUGUCUAAAUUUCACUAUUGAUAAAUAUAAAACAAAACUCACAGGAAAUGUAUUAGUUGUAUAUUACUUGGAAGUUGGGGAAGGGAAUUAUGAAGAAUGAGCUUGAAUUCGGUGUAUACUGGGAUUUAUAAAGUUUUCUUUUUGUUUUGGAAAUUUUGUCCAUUGAGCAACAUACUGGACAGGUUUUCCACUUCAUUCAGCUGAGCCUGACUUGUUCUCUGCAGGAUAAUCAAGAGAAGAUUGGUGUAUUCAACUGCAAGAAUGCACUUGUUCUUGACCAUUUUCAGAAGCACAAUCUCGCUUUAAUUCUGUGAAACGUGGGUUUCCACAGUUUAUCUUUUUACACCUUGGAAAGCACAUAUCAACCAUGCAACCUUGAAAAUGUGAAUGCUGGAGACACUUGGGUGUAAACAUUGACCAUCAACCUGGACCUUGUGGUGAUUGUAAGAUAUUUGCUGUGAAUUUCCUAAGCAUUGCAGGUUUAACCUUGUAGUGCCAUACUCUUUAUGUAGUACUUAAUGUGUAUUCUUGCUAGCAUGGGGACUCAAGUUCUGAUAGAUGUUUGAAUUUCCAACCAGCAUUUCAUUUUGCCAAGUUCAAUUUCAAAUGAACAUGUUAAUUUGUGACUGUGGCUAAUUGAAAUUUCGAACAAAAUUCAUAAGAUAUGUGGCUGUUUGCCCUGCAUUUAAAUAUAUUUUGUCACUAACUAACUGUACAAAAAUGAGUGGAAAAUAAUAGGUUUGCUAGUAAAAGGAUCUAUUUUCAAAAGGCCUUAAGGUUGACUGCUGAUACGAGAUUGGAAUUGGUGUAGCCAAAGAAGGCUUGGGUUAUUUGAUAUUGGCUUUGUUUUUACAAGGUUGCAGAGUGACAUGAUGUGCCUUUAUUGGGUGAUGUUUUUGCUCACUAGUUACAUUGAAUGUGAAACCUGCCAUUACAGCAAUGAUGGAAUUGUUACAUUUAGUACAAAGUGAUGAUUGCACAGAAGUUGAUUGAUUUUUAAGCUUAAGCGUAAAAGCUUUGUCCCAGUGCAGCCACAGUUCAGCCCAUUCAAUUUUUCCUGCAUUUCCCCUGUCCAGCAAUACUCAUUUGUUUACACUAAACUUUCUUUUUAAAAGAGGCUUAUUUUUAUUUCAAUCUAGCUCUUUAGUUUCAUUUAGUUCCAACAAAAAAAUUUAUCUGGAAUUUUCUUUCACACAUUGGUGAAUUACAUCUGAAAUGAUUGGAAAAUGCUGGUGGGUGAAACUUAACAAUUUGAGUCCUGUAUAAUCGAUUUAGUUACAUUGUGAAUCAGAGUUACUCUGUUGUAUUAGUGUGACAAUCCUUAAAUGUUUUAAUAGAAAUUUUAUCAUUUGUAGAAAGGUAUAUCUGUGAAUGAAUAUCUUGUGCACGAACAAUGGGGCAUUGAUUGGUGAAAUGUAAUUUGCCUUUUAAUGCAAUUUUUUAACCAUUUCAGAUUAUUUGUUGUGUAACAUACAGCUUUAACUUUUACUUAAUAUGUAACUUAAAACCAGUAAUUGUAGUAUUUAGCACUAGUGUAGUUUUGUGGAGCCUGUUUUUAAAACAGCAUUUUCAUUUAAGAGAAAUGAUUGAAUGAUCCUGUGUACUAUUGCUCUUUUUAUUAUUUUUGCUAAAAAUUGCUCCAGCUCUUAAUAGAUUUAUAACAUUUAAAAAAAAAUGAAAUCUUUUCUUUCCAAUGAGUAAAAUGUUGUAAAUGUCAAACCUGUGGUUUUCAUGAGCUUGACCUCAAUGUUUUCAAAAUUAAAACUAAUAAAGUUUGUUGGACUUGCCA